UUAAAACCCCACGGCCACGGGAAAAAAAAAAAAAAAAACAUUAGUAAAACAUUCCCUAAAUUCUUCUCAUCUUUCAUCCAAAUCCAUAAUCCAAACUCUCUCUCUCUCUCUCUCUCUCUCUCUCUCCGAUGGAUCGCAGAUCGUUGAAUUUCGCAACGGUGUGUUUGAUACUGUUUGCGAUCCAAUCGUCGUCGACGACGGCUCUGAUUUCCACCCCCGACCUCAAUCCACCCUAUCCCAAAGCAAUCUCUGAUCUUAAAGAAGCGAUUGUAAAGGGGUUAGGGUUUCAAACGGAAGACUUCAAAAUCACUGGUUUUGAUUUGAGAGACGUGUUGGUAGGUCAGUCAGUGGCCUAUGAGUUCGAUGUUGAAAUUGAUAAUAAGGUUCUCCCAUUUAGGCUAUUGGAGGAUGUGAACAGAUGGGAUUACGUGGAUUUGCCUAUAUUUCAGGAGGAGGGUUUAGUGAGAUCAGGUGAUGAGAAUGGGUUGGUUGAGAGACGGAAAAUGGAAAGUGGGUUGCCCGUUUUGUCUCCGUUCCAACUGGCAGGUCCGAUGGAGUUGUGGAUACAGGAUGCCAAAGAUAUGAGGCUUUCGUUGCCGCAUGACGUGGAUGCCGGUGUCCUUAAAAAGGUGAUCUUAGCAGAUGGAGCCGUGGUUACGGUAAAAGGUGCCAGAUCGGUUAGCCUCCGUCACCCAAUUGAACUCCCACUCCCCCUAAACAUCACCCACAGCAGUUUUGCAUCCGGUCUUCUCUCUCUGGCAGAACAUCUCCGUCACACAUCACGCACUCAAGGCGCCCCUCUCCUCUCUCUCCGCAUCGUUGGCCCCACCUCCCUCACUUCCCCUUCCUCAUCAUCACCUUCUUCCAAUAACAGGCUUAAACUCAGGCGCCUCGCCCCAGGCCUUGUGGAGCUCUCUUCACCAUCCAAGACAAAAUCUUUUGAGCCCAUCUCAGCCACUGAUCUACAAGGAGAAGUAAAUACCCUUCUGACUCCAGAUCAGUUCACUACUCUAUGGCCCCUUACUUCGAUCAAUGGGUCCAACUCCAAUCUGCGUGGUUUUGAGGCAUUGCUUUCUUCCGUGUUGGGACCAAAAGCCAACGAGGAAGGCUCUUUCAAGUUGCUGAAGGCGGAUGUGUCCGCUCGGACCUUUGUGAAGAUGGGUUUUGGAGUGGAGAAGUUGAAAGAAGGUGAUGGGCAUGAGUUUGAGGGUUUUCCAGAGUGGAGGACAAAGCCGGAGACUGUGAGGAUGCAUUUUGAGGUGUUGGCUAAGGUUGACGGAGACAAGGUUGUGCCGGAGAGGGUGGUGCAGGUUAAUCCGGUCGAGGUGGAGGACAGCGUAGCACCGAACGUGCUUACUGGGAACGUGACCAUGUCGAAGGUCCCUAUUGUUCACCCUCCCCCAAAUCCCUUCACAUUGUAAUCUGUUGGAUGGAUUGAUUUUUGUAUCAAGUUAAAGGAAGUGAAAAGUUGAUAAUCUUUUUUCUUUUGAUUUUACAAAAA
Molecule: messenger RNA, 1501 nt
Organism: Rhododendron vialii
Lineage: Eukaryota; Viridiplantae; Streptophyta; Magnoliopsida; Ericales; Ericaceae
Product: protein TUNICAMYCIN INDUCED 1
Exons: 3
Coding region: 129-1421 (430 amino acids)
Source: RefSeq, a predicted model, not a curated record